Molecule: messenger RNA, 1764 nt
Organism: Purpureocillium lilacinum
Lineage: Eukaryota; Fungi; Ascomycota; Sordariomycetes; Hypocreales; Ophiocordycipitaceae
Source: RefSeq, a predicted model, not a curated record
AUGGCGUCUUUGGCCACGAGCAGGGCUGGCACGCCUGGUUCGACGAACAAGCAAAUUCCGCUUCUCUGCGUCGUGUGUCCCGAAGCGCCGCACUUCUCCGACGUAUCGCACUUGCUCACACACAUUGCGUCCAAAGGCCACCUGCACCACGAGACCCAGACCAGGCUUAAAUCACAUCAAGACAUCGCGGCUUCAGUCACUCUUGGACAGUAUGAGCAGUGGUACAAGGACAACGGCAUCGAAGCGCUUUUGGUCGAGCGAAUGAGGGCUAAGCAGCUCAAGGAGGCCGUGAGAAACAGGCGUUCGAGAGGCACAACGCAAACUCCAGCUCUCAAGUCAAAGAGACGAUCGAAACGUCCCGCCAAUUCCACAUCUUCGAGGCCGGACGCCGAAGAAUUCGGCUCGGAGCUUCCUCUGUUCCCCCCAUUCGUCCAUUCUGACAAUGACACGGAGAUGCAGGAUGGAAUAUACACAAGCCAGGACAUGCUGUCGUUAAAGGGCCAGGUCUGGCCUGGCAUGGGCAAAAUGGACCUUGCAAACGAGGACAUGAAGCGGACCCGCAAUCAGCGCAAGCCCAACUCUGUCAUUGAAAAGAUGCGGAGGACUUCAGAGGGCAUUGAGCCUACGCAGGUUGUGAUGACCUCAGAAUUCGAAGUUGAGCGAGUCAAAGGGGUGUAUGACAGCUCGUCGCCAGUACCAGGACAGGAAGAAGAGACCCCGAAGAAGCAAACAAGACCGAAGCGCAAACGAACGGGGGCACUGGCGGAAAUCUCGUCCAAUGUGCCCCGCGGUGGAAAUCGCCGCCUGGCGCGAAAUACACAGGCAAGCGACACGAAGAUUCCCAGGCUCAAGUCGGAUGAUGGCGAGGAUGGCAGCGAAGUCUUUCCUUCGUCGCUCGGGGGCUUUCGACACGGACAUGAUGUAUUCUGCGACGGGGACGGGGCCACCGGUAUUUUGUCGGCUUUGGGAUCUCGAAGCGACAUUUUGACGGGUGCAGGGCCCUACGACGGCCGCCCAUUCACUCCGCCCGGUCAGGAUCAAAAGUACGACAUUCGAGAUACCCAGAGUCUGCAGACUCUUAACUCCAUGCCGCAUUCAACUUUGAUGUCGCCGACGCCAACAUCAAGAAGCGUAUCUGCUCGUCUGCUAUCUACCCAGGAUCCGCAGAGAGCGAGAGCGCAUGGCCCGGGCUAUUUUGGACAUAGCACUUACAUGGCUUUGAGCACUUUUGGCCACCAAGAACCUGCCUACGGUCUCAACGACGGCCCAAUUUAUGGCAACUCCGCAAAGUCGUUUUCCACUGCCAGCCACUUCAAUACUCUCCCCCAGGACAGCUUCCGUCUCAGUCCAAGCAGCUCCUUGCAGCCAAAGCACGAAGAGUACCCGAGUUGCGCCACGAUAGACUCGCUAUCCGCGUCCGGCAACACCCAGUUCCUUUCCGUGCCAGAGUGCAACCCCCUCUUCACCCAGGAUCGAAUCUUCCCCACGUCUUACGGCCAUUCAACACCAAACCCCUCACUGUCCUCACUUGGGUUUACUCCGAUCAAUCGUGACAAGGACCCUGGUCAGGGGACUCAAGAUGAUCAAAAUCCGAUUCCGCCCGCUGCUAGUAUCAAGUUGGAAUCUCAGUCCUGUGAUGGCUUCGGCGGAACACAGUCAAGGGACAACAGGCACCCCAAUUUUGCCGAUGGUCUCUGGGGCGCUCGACCACAACCCGAGGGCGGUGAAAUUCGGGACGGACUCGAUGAAGAGCUGAGCAUGUGA